Molecule: messenger RNA, 660 nt
Organism: Haemonchus placei
Lineage: Eukaryota; Metazoa; Nematoda; Chromadorea; Rhabditida; Trichostrongylidae
Source: the annotation of a GenBank genome assembly
AUGGAUUAUUUACUUUUUGCUUUCGCCCUUAUUGGAAGCACACUGGCUUGCCAGUCAGUACCAAAACCUAGCCCUAAGUCCACACGUGGAACAGAUACAGCUUACGUUACAAUAGUCACCAACCAAGUCUACAACCCAUCAAAAGUCAGCGAGUAUAUGGGCUACUUCCCGCAAACAAAGAUCGAAGAAUACUCGUACCCUCUUGGAGACUUUUCAAACCUUGGAGAUACUGACAGUAAUGGCUAUUUUGCCUUCACUUUCACCCUCACGCAAUGCCACUGUGACCAGGUGAGGACUUGGGUCAAUCAAAUCGUAGCGAGCUCAAACUAUUAUACAAGUGGAAAUGUGGUAUGCAAUCCAGGCGGACCAGUCAUAAUAGAAGCACCACCAGCACCACCAGCAACAACUACAACAGCAGCUCCAGCACAUGCUAACAAAGUUCUCAUUGUACGAAAUGGUCAAGAUCGUCAAAGUGAUCAGCUAUAUGCUCCAUAUGGUCGAGGUGCUCAAGUCGCUCCAGUUGGUCAGCUUCCUCCAGUUGUUAUACCACAGUAUGUCUCUGCCCCUGCUCCCAUAGUUGUUGGACGGCCGGUUAUUGUGCAACCACCAAUUAUUCAACCGGUUAUUGCAGAACCGUAUCUUUAUGAUGAGACAAUAUGA